CGAGGGCCCGAGUGCUAGGCUCUCCUCCGCUCGUCUGCGCGGCCGCGAACCGACUGACGGGCGUGCGCUGGGGGCGCGGGGCGCGGGCCUCGGCGGCGGCGGCGGAAGCCUAGUGCCCCCGCCCGCCCGGUCCUCUCGCAGAAGCGGAGGCAGAGCCGCGGGCCGUAGCGGAGCGGGCGCGAGGGGCGACGGCGAGGAGAGGCGCGAGGGGCGCGGAGCAAGCGCGGCCCACCGGGCGCCGCCGACUGGGCUCAGCGAACGGACGGACAGACGCAGACAGACUCGGACCGACGCGGCCCCUCCCUGCCGCCGCCGCCCGCCCGCCCGCCCGGGGCGCCCACCUCGCCGGCGCCGGGCCCGGGAGCGAUGACAUCGACGGGGAAGGACGGCGGCGGGGCGCAGCACGCGCAGUAUGUGGGGCCCUACCGGCUGGAGAAGACGCUGGGCAAGGGGCAGACAGGCCUCGUGAAGCUGGGGAUUCACUGUGUCACGUGCCAGAAGGUGGCCGUCAAAAUCGUCAACCGGGAGAAGCUCAGCGAGUCCGUGUUGAUGAAGGUGGAGCGGGAGAUCGCCAUCCUGAAGCUCAUCGAGCACCCACAUGUCCUCAAGCUGCACGACGUCUACGAAAACAAAAAAUAUUUAUACCUGGUGCUAGAACACGUGUCAGGUGGGGAGCUCUUCGACUACCUGGUCAAGAAGGGGAGGCUGACCCCCAAAGAGGCCCGGAAGUUCUUUCGGCAAAUCAUCUCCGCGCUGGACUUCUGCCACAGCCACUCCAUCUGCCACAGGGACCUGAAACCAGAAAACCUUCUGCUGGACGAGAAGAACAACAUCCGGAUCGCAGACUUCGGCAUGGCGUCCCUGCAGGUGGGGGACAGCCUGCUGGAGACCAGCUGCGGGUCCCCCCACUAUGCCUGCCCCGAGGUGAUCCGGGGCGAGAAGUACGACGGGCGCAAGGCGGACGUGUGGAGCUGCGGGGUGAUCCUGUUCGCACUCUUGGUGGGGGCGCUGCCCUUCGACGACGACAACCUGCGGCAGCUGCUGGAAAAGGUGAAGCGGGGCGUGUUCCACAUGCCGCACUUCAUCCCGCCGGACUGCCAGAGCCUGCUGCGCGGCAUGAUCGAGGUGGACGCGGCUCGGCGCCUCACGCUAGAGCACAUUCAGAAACACGUAUGGUAUAUAGGGGGCAAGAACGAGCCUGAGCCGGAGCAGCCCAUCCCCCGAAAGGUGCAGAUCCGCUCGCUGCCCAGCCUGGAGGACAUCGACCCCGACGUGCUGGACAGCAUGCACUCGCUGGGCUGCUUCCGAGACCGCAACAAGCUGCUGCAGGACCUGCUUUCGGAGGAAGAGAACCAGGAGAAGAUGAUCUAUUUCCUCCUCCUGGACCGGAAAGAAAGGUACCCGAGCCACGAGGAUGAGGACCUGCCCCCCAGAAACGAAAUAGACCCUCCCCGGAAACGCGUGGACUCCCCGAUGCUGAACCGGCACGGCAAGCGGCGGCCCGAGCGCAAGUCCAUGGAGGUGCUCAGCGUGACGGACGGUGGCUCCCCGGUGCCCGCACGGAGGGCCAUCGAGAUGGCCCAGCAUGGCCAGAGUAAAGCAAUGUUCAGUAAAAGCCUGGAUAUCGCUGACGCCCACCCCCAAUACAGCAAAGACGACAGGUCCAGAUCCAUCAGCGGCGCCUCCUCCGGCCUCUCCACCAGCCCCCUCAGCAGCCCCCGGCCUGCUAGGAAGUUUGUCCUGCCCCUCCCGCCCCCCGAGCCCCCCUGCGCGGCCGGCACCCUGGCCGCCUCCGUGGAGCCCGAAGCCGGCCGGAGCGCCCCGCGGCCCGGACGCGUCCUCCCUCCGCAGGCCGCCCCGCGGCCCCACCCCGAGACCCAGACCUUGCCGAGCAGGGCCAAGCUGACCGACAAGCCUCUGCAGGGCACCAAGUCCCACCCGCUCCCGGCGGGCCCCCGGGCCCGGCCCCCCGGCCCCCGCGGCCUCGGCCCCCAGCUGGACUCGCCCCCGGGGCUGGCCGCCCCGCCUGCCCCGGCCCGGCUCCCGCCCACCGGGACUGAACCAAACGCUAAAUCUGUCCCCACCAUACAGGUGACCCCUCACCCCUCUCCAAGGGGUAGUCCCCUCCCCACCCCCAAGGGGACGCCCGUGCACACGCCCAAGGAGAGCCCGGCCGGCACGCCCAACCCCACGCCGCCGUCCAGCCCCAGCGUCGGAGGGGUGCCCUGGAGGACGCGGCUCAACUCCAUCAAGAACAGCUUCCUGGGGUCGCCACGCUUCCACCGCCGGAAACUGCAGGUUCCGACGCCGGAGGAGAUGUCCAACCUGACCCCGGAGUCGUCCCCAGAGCUGGCCAAGAAGUCCUGGUUCGGGAACUUCAUCAGCCUGGAGAAGGAGGAGCAGAUCUUCGUGGUCAUCAAGGACAAGCCCCUGAGCUCCAUCAAGGCCGACAUCGUCCACGCAUUCCUGUCGAUCCCCAGCCUGGGCCACAGCGUCAUCUCCCAGACCAGCUUCCGGGCCGAGUACAAGGCGACGGGGGGCCCGGCGGUCUUCCAGAAGCCGGUCAAGUUCCAGGUGGACAUCACCUACACCGAGGGCGGGGCGGCGCACAAGGAGAACGGCAUCUACUCUGUCACGUUCACGCUCCUGUCCGGCCCGAGCCGCCGCUUCAAGAGGGUGGUGGAGACCAUCCAGACGCAGCUGCUGAGCGCGCACGACCAGCCCUCCGCCCAGCACCUGUCAGACACCACUAGCUGUGUGGAGGCGGUGACGGGCAGGCUUUCCAAGUGUGGCAGCCCAUUGAGUAACUUCUUUGACGUAAUUAAACAACUUUUUUCAGACGAGAAGAACGGGCAGGCGGCCCCGGCCCCCAGCACGCCCGCCAAGCGGAGUGCCCACAGCUCCCUCGGUGACUCGGCGGCCGCUGGCCCUGGCCCUGGAGGGGACGCCGAGUGCCCAGCGGGCAAGGACGCGGCCAAGAUGGGGCCACCCGCCGCCCGCAGCGAGCAGCCUUAGCCACAUAGCCCCUCCCCAACACGGCCCCGACGGUGGCCGCCAGGGCCGCUGUGCCACCGGCCCGCCGCCCGCUCAGUGUGGACUGGGGCCACGCCCACCCCUCCCUCUAGACUGCGCGAAGCCAGGGAGGAGAGGAAGGGGGAGCCGGGGGCUGCGGCCCGCGGCCAGGCCCGCCGUGCCCGCGCUCGCUCGCUCUCGCUGCCCCUCUCUCUGCCUGACUCUGACGACGCCACUGUUUCCGCUCUGAUACCAGGAAUUGUCCCGAAAAGUUAACAUGUCGACCUCCACGAGGCCGUCCUCUGGGCUCCACGCCGGACGCCGGCCGACGGAAGGCAGCUGCGUGGACCUGCCCCUCUGCUCCCGCCACCCUGCAGCCCGCCCGGCGGCCAGGCCCUGCCCGCUCUCCGCCGCCUCCGCGUACCUGCCCGCGGGGCGCGCUGCCCGGUCCCGCUCCGCACGGCCACUGGGAGGAGGCCCUGGCGUCCAGGGGAAGCCGCCCCAGCCCCGCCGACCGGACUCGCAGUGACUGGAGCCCCCGGCAGGCCCCGCCUGUCCACCCAGGCCGCCUCCAGGGCGGGGCCCGAGUAGGCGAAGCAGCCACAAGGCAGGCGGCCGGUGCCCGCAGCUGCUCCUCGGCCCCGCCUCGCCGCAGCACCCCCCUCCUCCGCAGUCACCGCCGCGGCGCGCCCGCCCCGCCGCUGGCCGGCACCCGGUCCACCCAGCUCAUCAGUGGCGGGGUGCUCUGGGCUCGGUGUUCCGUCCUGGCCCAGGGGGAACUGGACCCGAGGCGGCGGGCUGACCGGGGAGAUCAGUAUUAUUUAUUUGCCGUUUUAACUUAUUGAGUUCCUUCACUUCUCUGUUCAGGGAAGGGGCAGCAGCAUCCUCCUCCUGUCUGUCCGUCCGUCCGUGUCUCGGGCAGCGUGGGUCUGGGGCCCAGGUGCCCCGAGGACGGAGCCUUGCGGCGUCUGGGGCAGGCUGGUGGAUGCAGCGCCGGCAAGCUACUGUAAACUUUAAAGAAUUCCUGCAAGAUAUUUUUAUAAACUUUUUUCUCGGUUGUUUUUGGAAAAGGGCACGGGGGGGGGGGGGGGGGGAGCCGCCGGGCGGGGCGGGGCUGAGUUCGGUUCUUGCGCUUGGUCUUUCCUCUGCGCAUGCGUGUUUGAACAGCAGCGCGGUCCGCGCCGUCUGCCCGUGCACCCUGGGCCGGAGCGACUCCAGUGCUGUGGGCGCCGCCGCCCAGGGCCCUCCGCCAGGCCCGGCUGGGCACCCUCGUGGUUCCGGGUGCGAGAGCAGGGCAGGAGGAAGGCCCUGAGCUGGCCCCACCCACUCACAGGAAGGCAGGGCACCACAGGGUUUUUUAUUAAAAAGACAAAAAGUGAAAAAAAAACAAACCACAAGCAAGGACAGGAAGUCAGCAGGUCCUGUGUGGCGUGCUUUCUGCGUGGCGUGGUCGUGGGUGCGGCCGCCUCCCGCUGUCCCCGCCCCCAGCUCCUGCUUGUGUCUCCUCCCCCAGCUGGCGCGGCCCGGGCGUCUAGGGCUCCGCCCCGGCAGCCGAAGGCGGGCCGGCCCUGACUGCAUGCCGUCGCUGUGACGGGCCACUCUGCUUCCGGCGCCGCCCGCCGCCCGCCCGCCCGUCCUCCGCUCGUGGGGAUUUUAACGCUGCUGUUCCACGGACCCCCCGCCACAAGCUGGGACUUCCACAUGCGAGAAAAACUUGACACCCACCACGGCGAAGGUGCGCGGCGCCCGCGGGAGUGCCACGCGGACGCAGAGGACACGGAAAGCAGUAUCUCUCGUCGACCCUCCUCUUUCGUACGCGGACGCACGCACACGCGGACGCCACGGAAACGGACACGCCCCACCCCGCGCACCCCUGUCAGAUACCUGUGAGCAACUUUAGUUCCGGAACAAUAAACUCCUUCCGUAAAGACA
Phyllostomus discolor (pale spear-nosed bat) is the source of this 4944-nucleotide messenger RNA. It is a transcript of the gene BRSK2, whose product is annotated as BR serine/threonine kinase 2. Bases 367 to 3015 code for a protein of 882 amino acids. The record is from RefSeq and is a predicted model, not a curated record. Gene Ontology annotation, molecular function: tau-protein kinase activity; ATP binding; protein serine/threonine kinase activity. Gene Ontology annotation, cellular component: cytoplasm. NCBI's taxonomy places the organism in Eukaryota, Metazoa, Chordata, Mammalia, Chiroptera, Phyllostomidae. The transcript has 21 exons. Gene Ontology annotation, biological process: microtubule cytoskeleton organization; intracellular signal transduction; protein phosphorylation.